Molecule: messenger RNA, 1098 nt
Organism: Naegleria lovaniensis
Lineage: Eukaryota; Heterolobosea; Eutetramitea; Acrasida; Naegleriidae
Exons: 2
Coding region: 1-1098 (365 amino acids)
Source: RefSeq, a predicted model, not a curated record
AUGUUGCAACAAGUCAUUCCAAAUUUUUAUUGCGAAUGUUUUCCUCAUAUGAAAGGAAAAAAUCAUUACAGCGUUGCACUAGCCUUGAUUUUUCGACAAUGCUUUUAUACCAAUAAUGAUGUUACAAGUUAUAUACUUGGAUGGAUGAGCAUCAUUUUGAGUAUGGUUAGUCUGUUUCCACAAAUUAUUAAGAACUUUGUUUUGAAAAGAGCAGCAGGGCUUUCAAUUCAUUUAUUUCUGAUUUGGUUUGUUGGAGAUGUUUCAAAUUUAAUUGGAUGUAUUCUCACCAAUCAACUGGCAACUCAGCUCUAUUUGGCAGUCUAUUAUGUAUGCAUGGAUAUCAUUAUCAUUUCUCAGUAUACUUUUUAUGAGUUCAACAAGAAAAAGUUCAAGGCAUUCCUUUCUAAAUUAUUUCAAAAACUGCACAUUACAAAACAGAGUGCAGAACCAUGUCAUGAAAUGUCUACCAUCAAAGAAACGACAGCGAACAAUAUUUUCAACAUGUCGUUUCAAUCAUUAACAAGCCAUAAUACCACUAGUACAAGCCAUCUAUCAACACCUCAUUGUCAACUCAAAUCACAUUAUUUGUCUUCAACGAUCGCUAUUUUACUAGUUGUACAGUUAUUAAUUUCAAAUUUUGCUCAAUUUUCAAACGCUCAGGAAGCAAAGGUCUCCUAUGAGAUUCCAAAUUGUUCUCCACCUCCACCUGAUAAUGGAUUGGCAAUUUUUGCUAUUGGAACCACUUGUUCUUAUAUUUCUUGCCUGUGCUAUAUUCUUGCAAUGACACCUCAAGUUUAUAAGAAUUAUAAAAGAAAGAGUGUUCAAGGCCUCUCUAUCUUAAUGUUUGGAAUUGAUACCAGCAAUCAACUGUUAUACAUGCUUAGUAUUAUUGUUUUUUAUGCUCAACCAAAUGCAUCCUUUGAUGCUCUUUCUGUUGUGCCAUAUUUGGCUGGUAGCUUUUUCACAUGGUUUUUCAGUGUUUGUAUUCUUUUUCAAUUCUUAUUUUACAAGAGAAGGAACAGAAAUGAUGCGAACGUUGUGAAAGAACAUGACGCUACACCAUCUCAUGUAGGUGGUACUACAGUGGUGGUACAAUGA